Messenger RNA from Meyerozyma guilliermondii ATCC 6260, 1089 nucleotides. RefSeq lists its product as uncharacterized. The record is from RefSeq and is a predicted model, not a curated record. The coding region runs from base 1 to 1089 and encodes 362 amino acids. NCBI's taxonomy places the organism in Eukaryota, Fungi, Ascomycota, Pichiomycetes, Serinales, Debaryomycetaceae. The transcript has a single exon.
AUGUUUGACAACUUACCAGUUACGCCCAAUGAGACUUGGAUAUACCCUUUGGUCAGCUCAUUCGGGGUAGGAUUGGUCCAAAUAUGUCUCAAUUGGAAUGAAUUGGAUAACAAAACUGCUCGUCAAGUGUCAAGACGAAGCCAAACCACAUUCACAAUUAUUGGAAUUCAUGAUUUGUGCAUAGCGUUCGUUUUUGCCUUUUAUUCAUACAAAGUCGAACACAACGGAUAUGUUUUGAUGGUUUUAGCGUGGUGCUUUGGCAUAGCCAGCUUUAUUGCAGGAUUGAUGUUGGAAAAGAUUAAAUUGGCCCACACUCUAGAAGAUGGAAUUACUUGGUCAAACGCUGCGAACCACUUUUUCAAUCUGGGUGCGAAUAUUGCAAAGGUACCCAAACCACCUCCACCAGGACUUUUUGAAAACAUUCGCUAUAUCAAUGGAAUCAUGAUAUGGGGUUAUAUUCUUAUGGCUGCAAUUGCAUAUUCUGUGGAUGUGGCUUCGAAAUUGCAACCAACUCCUAGAAAGAUAUACGAGUAUGUUUUGGUUCUCGCCUUGAAUUCAUACUGGUUUCCUCAAUUUGCUUGGAACACACUCCAGAAUCGUACAGAUGCCCUUCUGUGGAAAUUUGUAUACGAAACAUCGAUCCUCCGGCUCUUGCCUGUCUGGUAUCUUUGUAAAAAAUCCAGCAAUGUUUUCGGCCAUUCAGAAGACCCCAUUUUAUUUGUUGUGAUUGUUGUUUGGAUAACGUUUCAACUCUUUUUAUUGGUUUUGCAAGCCCAAUUUGGGGCCCGAUUUUGGCUUAUCAAGGACAAACUUCCUCAGGUUUACGACUAUCACCAUUCACUAAAUGCCGAUGAAAUUGACCGUGUGGUCAAAUCCAAUGAACUCAAAAGGAGCUCGGAAGAUAAUGAUGUUCGUGUAGAGUGCCAUGUAUGCAAGCAAGGUAUCAUACUAUCACCCAGCGAAAAAAUUGAGUCUACACAACAUUAUAUGGUGACUCCAUGUUUCCAUCUCUUUCACACAGACUGCUUAGAAGGAGUCAUGGAGUACAAGCUUCAGUGCCCCAGAUGCCGCAAUGGCAUACCGCUGUAA